AUUUCAUGGAUGUCCACUCCAUUGCUAAUACAUUCCUUCCACUCCUUAUUUUUCUCCAACCCAAUAUUACUUUUUUGAGCUCUUUAAAAACCAUCUUUCCAUUUACAUAAAAUUUUUGUGUUACUAAUCCGUUCUUAAUCUGACCCAUCUUUCGUAGUUCUUCUCCCUCCCCGUUUCAUUUACCGUCUCGCUCUUUGUUAGUUCCUCUCCUGACCAUAUCUCUUAACAACCCCUCGUGAUGGAUCUUUCAGAGAUCCAUCACUUUUUCCAAAUGUUUGAUCAUGAUGGUGACGGCAAGAUCACAAAACAAGAGUUAUCAAAGUCUCUUGAACGUCUUGGGAUGUUAAUACCCGAGAAGGAUCUUGAACACAUGAUUGAUCAUAUUGACACAGAUGGCGAUGGGUCGGUGAACAUGGAGGAGUUUGAAAGGUUGUAUGAAAUGAUAAUGGAGGAGAGGGAUGAAGAAGAGGAUAUUAAAGAGGCGUUCAAUGUGUUUGACAAGAAUGGAGACGGGUUCAUCACGGUUGACGAGCUUAGGUCCGUCUUGACUUCACUUGGCUUGAGACAAGGUCGAACCAUUGAGGAUUGCCAACUUAUGGUCAAGAAGGUGGAUGUUGAUGGAGAUGGGAUGGUGAAUUAUGCAGAAUUUAGGCAGAUGAUGAAAGGUGGUGGCUUUGCAGCCGAGUAAACCAAUUUAUUUAUAUAUGUACCAAACUGUGUUUUGAUGACCCUCUUUAUUUGAUCAAUGUAUCUCUAUGGGAGUCAUAUUGAAUUCAUAUAUCUAUUAUUUCUUUACUA
This is a messenger RNA of Erigeron canadensis, 798 nucleotides long. RefSeq names its product calmodulin-like protein 3. The record is from RefSeq and is a predicted model, not a curated record. NCBI's taxonomy places the organism in Eukaryota, Viridiplantae, Streptophyta, Magnoliopsida, Asterales, Asteraceae. Bases 239 to 688 code for a protein of 149 amino acids. The transcript has a single exon. Gene Ontology annotation, molecular function: enzyme regulator activity; calcium ion binding.